AUGGCGUGCAGCCAGCAGAGCUCCAAGUGCACGGGCUGCAACCUGCAGACUCUCACUAUUAAAGAGCCCUGGGCUGCAGGGCCUCCUGAGGACGCUGCCUGGGCAACAGCAGCCGCAGCCCGACCUCGGAGUCCUGCACACAGAGACCGGAAGAGAGGAGCAACUAUGAGCCUGGAUGGGGACGCUGAGUGUCCGGUGGACGGAGAGGUAAAUCAACAUGAGCUGGUCGCAAAUAAAAAAAGCGCUGUUCUGGUGGAUGGGAUCGUACUGAAUGGACCCACAACAGAUGCAAAAGCAGGAGAAAAGUUUGUGGAAGAAGCCUGUAAGCUAAUAAUGGAAGAAGUGAUUUUUAAGGCUACAGAUGUCAAUCAAAAGGUCUGUGAAUGGCAGCCUCCCGAACAGCUGAAACAACUUCUUGAUUUGGAGAUGAGAGACACAGGAGAGCCACACCACAGGCUGCUCGAGCUUUGCCAGGAUGUCAUACGCUACAGUGUGAAAACGAAUCACCCAAGAUUUUUCAACCAGCUGUAUGCUGGACUUGAUUACUACUCCUUGGUCGCUCGGUUUUUGACGGAAGCAUUAAACCCAAGUGUUUAUACGUAUGAGGUGUCCCCAGUGUUUCUGUUAGUGGAAGAAGCAGUGCUGAAGAAAAUGAUUGAAUGUAUUGGCUGGAAAGAAGGGGAUGGAAUAUUUAACCCAGGUGGUUCAGUGUCCAAUAUGUAUGCUAUGAAUCUAGCUAGAUACAAAUAUUGUCCUGAUAUUAAGGAAAAAGGGCUGUGUGGGUUGCCAAGAUUAGUCCUUUUCACAUCUGCAGAGUGCCAUUACUCCAUGAAGAAAGCAGCUUCCUUUCUUGGGAUUGGUACUGAGAACGUUUGCUUUGUGGAAACAGAUGGAAGAGGCAAAAUGAUACCUGCGGAACUGGAGAGGCAAGUCUGGCAAGCCAGAAAAGAGGGGGCGGUACCAUUUCUUGUUUGUGCCACGUCUGGUACAACUGUGCUGGGAGCCUUCGAUCCUCUGGACGAAAUAGCCGACAUCUGUGAGAGGCAAGGCUUAUGGCUUCAUGUGGACGCUUCCUGGGGUGGCUCGGCUUUGAUGUCCAGGAAGCACCGCCGGCUGCUGCAUGGUAUCCACAGGGCUGACUCUGUGGCCUGGAACCCACACAAGAUGCUGAUGGCUGGAAUCCAGUGUUGUGCUCUCCUUGUGAAGGACAAUUCGGAUCUUCUUAAAAAAUGCUACUCUGCCAAAGCAUCUUACCUCUUCCAGCAGGAUAAAUUCUAUGACGUCAGCUAUGACACAGGAGACAAGUCUAUCCAAUGUAGCAGAAGACCAGAUGCGUUCAAGUUCUGGAUGACCUGGAAGGCCUUGGGCACAUUAGGCCUUGAAGAAAGAGUCAAUCGUGCUCUCGCUUUAUCAAGGUACCUAGUGGACAAGAUCAAGAAGAGGGAUGGAUUCAAGCUGCUGAUGGAACCUGAAUAUGCCAAUGUUUGCUUUUGGUACAUCCCACCAAGCCUCAGGACCAUGGAAGAAGGACCCGAAUACUGGGAAAAACUUAAUUUGGUUGCCCCAGCCAUUAAGGAGAGGAUGAUGAAGAAAGGCAGCCUCAUGCUUGGCUACCAGCCCCACCGUGGAAAGGUCAACUUCUUCCGUCAGGUGGUGAUCAGCCCGCAAGUGAGCCGUGAGGACAUGGAUUUCCUUCUGGAUGAGAUCGAUCUGCUGGGCAGAGAGAUGUAGCUGUGGCUUUUCACCCC
Messenger RNA from Elephantulus edwardii (Cape elephant shrew), 1748 nucleotides. RefSeq names its product glutamate decarboxylase-like 1 (gene GADL1). Gene Ontology annotation, biological process: carboxylic acid metabolic process. Gene Ontology annotation, cellular component: cytoplasm. The record is from RefSeq and is a predicted model, not a curated record. The coding region runs from base 1 to 1731 and encodes 576 amino acids. Gene Ontology annotation, molecular function: carboxy-lyase activity; pyridoxal phosphate binding. NCBI's taxonomy places the organism in Eukaryota, Metazoa, Chordata, Mammalia, Macroscelidea, Macroscelididae. The transcript has 16 exons.